GGAGGCAAGUUUGCUAGCCAGCCCGCCCUCUCCUCCCGACCCGAACGGUGGCGGUGGCCACUCCCGCCCUAAAACCAGGUGCCUGCUGCACUUCCCUGGCUGGAAGAACUCAUCUGUGGCAGUGGCUGUAUCCAGGGCAGGGUUACUGUAGCAGCUUGCAGAGUGGAAAAACUGGUAUAUGCGCCUUCCUAUUGCAUCAAGAGCGCCUCAUCAGAAUUGGAAUAAGGCACCAGUUUCAGAACACCAGGAAACAUUUUAAAACCCAUUGCAGCUUGGUUAGUUCACAUUCCAUUUAUUGAUUGCUAGCCGUCCUAAAUUCUCUGGCCAUUAUUGCCUUCUAAAUUGUUCCGCUGAUUAUUUUCUCAAAGAGGGAAGAACUCCAAUUUCUGAAAGUAUUCCAAAGGAUUUACAGAAUUCGAUUAGUUCCAUAGAAUGCAGUUACCUAUAAACAACCUUCCACAUGUCUCCCCCCAGUUUGAUUUUUUCACUUUUAAAAACCUCUUGAAAAAAAGUUCAGAAAAAAUGGCAGCAGAAACUCAGACACUUAACUUUGGGCCUGAAUGGCUGCGAGCUCUGUCCAGUGGUGGGAGCGUGACGUCCCCUCCGCUUUCUCCAGCAUUGCCGAAGUACAAAUUAGCAGACUAUCGCUAUGGGAGAGAAGAAAUGUUAGCACUUUUUCUAAAAGAUAAUAAGAUACCCUCAGAUCUUCUGGAUAAAGAAUUUUUGCCUAUUCUACAGGAGGAGCCCCUGCCACCCCUGGCACUUGUACCUUUCACAGAAGAAGAACAGAGAAAUUUUUCAAUGUCUGUAAAUAGUGCUGCUGUCCUACGGUUGACGGGACGAGGCGGAGGAACAGCGGUAGGGGCUCCUCGAGGUCGAAGUUCCUCUAGAGGUCGAGGCCGAGGCCGAGGAGAAAGUGGUUUCUACCAAAGAAGUUUUGAUGAAGUUGAGGGUGGAUUUGGGCGAGGAGGUGGUAGGGAAAUGCACAGAUCCCAGAGCUGGGAAGAAAGGGGAGACAGAAGGUUUGAAAAACCAGGGCGAAAAGAUGCAGUGAGACCAAACUUUGAAGAAGGAGGGACAACAGUCACAGGGAGGAAGCACGAAUUCAUCCGUUCAGAAAGUGAGAACUGGCGGAUCUUUAGAGAAGAACAAAAUGGGGACGACGAAGACGGGGGCUGGCGGCUAGCUGGAUCACGGAGGGACGGGGAGCGAUGGCGGCCUCAUAGUCCAGACGGCCCACGUUCCGCAGGCUGGCGAGAACACUUGGAGCGGCGCCGAAGGUUCGACUACGAUUUCCGAGAGCGGGACGACGAACGAGGGUACCGGAGAGUGAGAUCCGGCAGCGGCAGCAUAGACGACGAUCGAGAUAGUCUUCCCGAAUGGUGCUUAGAGGACGCCGAAGAAGAAAUGGGGACAUUUGACUCAUCCGGGGCAUUUCUGUCGUUAAAGAAGGUUCAGAAAGAGCCCAUCCCCGAAGAACAAGAAAUGGACUUUCGGCCUGUGGAAGAAGGGGAGGAGCGUUCUGAUUCUGAGGGAAGCCACAAUGAAGAAGCCAAAGAACCUGACAAGACGGCCAAGAGAGAGGGAGAGAAACUGGAGAGAGUGGCAGAAGCAGCAGAAGAAACAGUCCAAACAUCUUCACCGUCUGCCACGCCGGGGACUCCGACAGCCCACGAGGCCCAGGAACCAGGGCAGACCAGCUUAUUUGAAAGAAAAGAGGACGCCAAGCCCGAAAGAACGGAAAAAACGGAAGAAAAGGAGAGCCGAGCAGAGAACCCACUACCGGCCAAAGCGUCGAGCAGAGGCGAAGAACUGGUUUCUACUGUCCAACCUUUGCCACAGAUUCCAGCAGACACAGCCUCUCCCGUUCUCCUACUUCCACCUCCUGUGACCAAUCCAAGCCCGGCCCUCAGGCCAGUCCAAACGCCGGUUAUUGGGGCCCCAGGCAUGGGCAGCAUUUCUGCCGAUCCAGAUGAUGAAGAGGGCCUUAAACACUUAGAACAGCAAGCAGAAAAGAUGGUGGCAUAUCUACAGGACAGUGCACUGGAUGAUGAGAGAUUGGCAGCAAAAUUGCAAGAGCACAGAGCCAAAGGGGUCUCUAUUCCGCUACUGCAUGAAGCCAUGCAGAAAUGGUAUUACAAAGAUCCACAGGGAGAAAUUCAGGGCCCGUUCAAUAACCAGGAGAUGGCAGAAUGGUUUCAGGCGGGAUAUUUCACUAUGUCCCUGUUGGUGAAAAGAGCAUGCGAUGAAAGCUUCCAGCCCCUCGGAGACAUUAUGAAAAUGUGGGGAAGGGUCCCCUUCUCUCCGGGUCCAGCACCCCCUCCACAUCUGGGAGAGUUGGACCAGGAGCGACUAAACCGACAGCAUGAACUCACUGCCCUGUAUCAGAUGCAGCACCUUCAGUACCAGCAAUUCCUGAUACAACAGCAGUACGCGCAGGUGUUGGCCCAGCAGCAGAAAGCAGCCCUGUCAUCCCAGCAGCAGCAGCAACUGGCUCUUCUCCUUCAACAGUUCCAAGCUCUGAAGAUGAGAAUAUCGGAACAGAACCUGAUCCCGUCCGUGACGAGGUCUGUGUCAGUACCAGACACUGGAUCAAUUUGGGAGCUUCAGUCAGCAGCCUCCCAGCCUGCAGUCUGGGAAGGUAGCAGCGUCUGGGAUCUUCCUCUUGACACUGCAUCUCAGGGACCAGCUCUUGAACAGCUGCAGCAGCUUGAGAAGGCUAAAGCUGCAAAGCUAGAACAAGAGAGAAGGGAGGUGGAAAUGAGGGCCAAAAGAGAAGAGGAGGAGAGGAAGAGGCAAGAGGAGCUCCGACGACAGCAGGAGGAAAUCCUGAGGAGGCAGCAGGAAGAGGAGAGGAAACGGCGGGAAGAGGAGGAGCUCGCCCGCAGGAAGCAGGAAGAAGCUCUACGGCGCCAGAGAGAGCAAGAAAUUGCACUGAGACGACAGCGAGAGGAAGAGGAACGACAGCAGCAGGAAGAAGCACUUAGAAGACUAGAGGAGAGGAGGAGAGAGGAGGAGGAGAGACGACAGCGGGAAGAAUUGAUACGGAAACAGGAAGAGGAAGCUGCAAAAUGGGCUCGAGAGGAAGAGGAGGCCCAGCGUCGGUUAGAAGAAAACCGGCUCCGCAUGGAGGAGGAGGCGGCCCGGCUGCGGCUUGAAGAGGAGGAGCGAAAGCGCAAGGAGCUGGAACUCCAGCGCCAGAAAGAAUUAAUGCGACAGAGACAGCAACAGCAGGAGGCCCUGCGUCGGUUGCAGCAGCAGCAACAGCAGCAGCAGCUUGCCCAGAUGAAGCUUCCCUCAUCUUCAACCUGGGGUCAGCAGUCCAAUUCCGGGGCAUGUCAGUCCCAGGCAACACUAUCACUGGCAGAAAUUCAAAAGCUAGAGGAAGAGAGAGAACGGCAGCUCCGAGAAGAGCAGAGGCGUCAGCAGCGGGAACUGAUGAAAGUCCUUCAGCAGCAACAGCAGCAACAGCAGCAACAACAGCAGAAACUCUCCGGCUGGGGCAAUGUCAGCAAGCCUACGGGCGCUGCCAAGUCACUCCUGGAGAUCCAGCAAGAAGAAGCCCGGCAAAUGCAAAAGCAGCAGCAGCAGCAACAACAGCAGCAGCCGAACAGAGUUCGCAAUACAACGCAUUCUAACCUGCACACCAGCAUUGGGAAUUCCGUUUGGGGCUCUCUAAACCCUACCCCCACUAGCCAGUGGGCAUCUGACCUAGUGAGCAGUAUCUGGAGCAAUGCCGAUACCAAAAACUCCAACAUGGGUUUCUGGGAUGAUGCAGUGAAGGAAAUGGGACCUAGGAAUUCAACAAAUAAAAACAAGAGCAAUGCUAGUCUCAGUAAAUCUGUAGGUAUGUCCAGCCGACAGAAUAAGAAAGUAGAAGAGGAGGAGAAGUUGCUGAAGCUCUUCCAAGGGGUUAAUAAAGCCCAGGAUGGGUUUACCCAGUGGUGUGAACAAAUGCUUCAUGCACUUAACACAGCUAACAACUUGGACGUUCCCACAUUCGUUUCUUUCCUGAAGGAAGUGGAAUCUCCUUAUGAGGUCCAUGAUUACAUCAGAGCCUACUUAGGAGAUACCUCUGAGGCCAAGGAAUUUGCCAAGCAGUUUCUUGAGCGCCGUGCCAAACAGAAAGCAAAUCAACAGCGGCAACAGCAACAGCAACAACAACAGGAUUCUGUAUGGGGAAUGAACCACAGUGCACUCCAUUCAGUCUUUCAAACCAAUCAGAGCAACAACCAACAAUCCAAUUUUGAGGCUGUGCAAAGCGGCAAGAAAAAGAAGAAACAGAAAAUGGUUCGAGCAGAUCCCAGUUUGUUAGGGUUUUCCGUGAAUGCUUCAUCAGAGCGACUCAACAUGGGAGAAAUAGAGACAUUGGAUGACUACUGAGCACAUGCAAAUGGACCGGCCUUUUCCUAUAUCUGUUAACCAUGGAUUCUCCACCUUUGGAUACAGUACUUCUCCACCGUUUAUUUUCUGUUCCCCCUUCAACGAAUCACAGAACCGAUCAUCUCAGGCUUUCUCUUCUAGCCCUUUCCACCCAGGACUCCGCACGGCCCUCGUCGGCGUAGAUGCCAAGCAAUAGACAAAGCCGGCGUCUCUGUGUCGAUCGGGUGGGUGGGAGUUGGGAUUCUUCCGCCACAAGGCUGAUCUGCGGGCAGCAAGUAUUCACUGUGCUGUGAUUCUUUCUGCUGUUCUCUAAAAAGCCAAUUGGGAUCUGCCUGCCGGCAGCUUCCUUUCCCCUGGUCACUUUUUUUGGGAGGCGGGUGGUGGGGGGCGGGGAGGGAGGAGGGAGGGAAGGGGCGUUCCUUGUGCAAUCACAGAAUUUUUGGUUAACAGAUGUCAGUGAAUGACAGACGCCACCCGGAUUGCAACUUCGCCGUUCCGUCGGGGCGAAACGGUGCUCUCCCAAACCCAGGAGUUGCAUUGAUUAAAGCUAACUUUUGGAUGGCUCCAGAAAGGGCUUGGGUGGGUGGAGUUUCGCUUGGAUAGGUUUGAAGUUGCCCUCUUUCCCCCUCCCUCCCCCCUCCCCUGACCUUUUCUGAGCAUCAGUUUUGAAAGGAAAGUUCAAGGUUUUCUUCGUCAGACAGUGAUGUCAAAGCAAGUUGAGUUCUCCCUCUGGCACACUCCCCCCUUCCCAGACAAAGGGGAACUCGGUGAUCCGGGAGAAGGAUGAUUUUAAAAACGAUUCCUCCAUCUUAUCGAUCGUUCCCGUCCAUAUUUUUACUUCAGAGGAAUAGGACCGUUUUAUUUUGGGCCCUUCUGCUAAGAAUUUGUCUCGUUUAAGAGGCCUCUCUUUACCAUUUGUAUGUAUUUGUAAAGUUUCACUUUGGUCGGGGAUGUCUUUGGGCUCCUGAGCACACAACCUUCAGAACUUCACCCGGUCUCUCUUGGCAGUAGAAGCAUCUUGCUGCCACCCCGAAAAGGCUGCAGUCAGAGCUCUAGGAUGCCCUCUUGUCUCGCCCGCCCCUGGAACGAGAUCGAGGAAUAAAGGCGCCGGCCACCUGGAUACCUGCGGGAUCUUUAUUCCUGGAAACCACUAACUAGGAAGACGAGGCGAAUGGGGGAGAAGGAAGGCCUGGGAACGCUGGUUGGCUUUAUCUUCUAGCCUUCCGAUUGUGGUCCCUUUCCCUUAUACUUCAGACGCCAUCGGAUGGGUUGGUAAUCUCUCGUCUGUCCUUCCUCAGUCGUCGAGAGUUAAACGAAACCCCUAGGCCCCAUCCCCUCCUCUGGAAAUUGCCAAAUACACAUACAAUUCCAGCCUCUCUCCUCCUCCACCUCCUCCUCCUCCUCCUCCUCGCUCCCAAAGAGUUGGACUGUGCCUGGGGGAGAAGUGCCGCAGUUUGGGUGGAGCUGUAUAAAGCACCUUUUCUUUCCUCUGUCAUCACUGCCUGAAGAAGAAGGCUUGAGUUGCUCUGAGAGCAGUCUGGCUUUGGAUUAUUUUGUUUGGUUUAUGUUAUUUUUAUUUUAUUUUAUUUUUUUUUUUUUUGAAUCACCAUCCCCUCUCUAUCCCGUCCUCCCCCCCGAAUAUGUACAGUAACUAUACAGAGACUGCUGCAAACUUGUAUAUAGUUUUUGGAUCCAAUAGCUUGGUGAGCCCGGGAGCCGUCUCGAGUCCGGCCUCCUAAUCUCCUCUGCUUUGUAAAUUCAUAAAGGGGGGAAGAGGGAUAGUUAAAAUGUUUACAAAACUUUAAGCUCCCUCAGAACUUUUGCCAGUGUGGAGAAAAAAAGAGAGAACUUAAAUAAAACCUGGUUGUAUUAUA
Messenger RNA from Ornithorhynchus anatinus (platypus), 6257 nucleotides. It is a transcript of the gene GIGYF2, whose product is annotated as GRB10 interacting GYF protein 2. NCBI's taxonomy places the organism in Eukaryota, Metazoa, Chordata, Mammalia, Monotremata, Ornithorhynchidae. The transcript is spliced from 31 exons. Gene Ontology annotation, molecular function: protein binding. The record is from RefSeq and is a predicted model, not a curated record. Gene Ontology annotation, biological process: insulin-like growth factor receptor signaling pathway. Bases 433 to 4383 code for a protein of 1316 amino acids. Gene Ontology annotation, cellular component: membrane; proximal dendrite; vesicle.